Prunus armeniaca (apricot) is the source of this 885-nucleotide messenger RNA. NCBI's taxonomy places the organism in Eukaryota, Viridiplantae, Streptophyta, Magnoliopsida, Rosales, Rosaceae. The record is from the annotation of a GenBank genome assembly.
AUGCUGAGUAGCCCUUCAGGGAAGCUAGUGCAGAUCGAGCACGCUUUGACAGCAGUUGGGUCGGGCCAAACCUCUCUGGGGAUCAAAGCUGCUAAUGGGGUUGUUAUUGCAACUGAGAAGAAGCUACCUUCAAUCUUGGUUGAUGAAGCAUCUGUUAAAAAGAUACAGAGUUUGACACCAAAUAUUGGAGUUGUUUACAGUGGUAUGGGUCCUGAUUUUCGAGUCUUGGUUCGAAAAAGCAGGAAGCAGGCAGAACAAUAUCACAGAUUAUAUAAGGAACCAAUCCCUGUUACUCAACUUGUGAGGGAAACUGCGGCUGUUAUGCAGGAGUUCACUCAAUCUGGUGGUGUAAGGCCUUUUGGGGUAUCUCUGCUGGUUGCUGGGUUUGAUGACAGUGGUCCCCAACUAUACCAGGUUGAUCCUUCAGGUUCAUAUUUCUCGUGGAAAGCCUCUGCAAUGGGGAAGAAUGUCUCAAAUGCAAAAACAUUUCUUGAGAAGAGGUAUACUGAUGAUAUGGAACUUGAUGAUGCUGUGCACACGGCUAUUUUGACUCUGAAGGAGGGAUUUGAAGGACAAAUCUCAGGAAAAAAUAUUGAGAUUGGGAUAAUUGGCACAGACAAAAAAUUCAGGCAAGCUCCAUCUUUACUUCCUACUUUGGCAAUAAAUGCUUUGCUCAUUAUAAUAUAUCAAUCAUUUUAUUGCAGUUGGGAAUUAGAAGGUUGGCUCUGGCUGGACCUUAAGGAGGACUCAGAAAUUAUGUCAUUGGCUACAAUGUUUGCUAUAUCUUCUGUUCCUAUUCCACCUCAAACAGAAAAUCUACUGCUAGCAAGAGACUUGAAAGUUACUGAGCAUAAAGAUUCAAAGAGCUCAAGCGGAAAGUUAUAG